AUGCUUGGUCGUAUUUUCAACGGCUCCGGGAAGCCUAUUGACAAGGGACCACCUGUGCUUGCUGAGGACUUCCUCGACAUUAACGGCCAGCCGAUCAAUCCAUGGUCGCGUAUUUACCCUGAAGAAAUGAUUCAAACUGGGAUCUCUGCAAUUGACGUCAUGAACUCAAUUGCUCGUGGACAGGCUUGGUGCAGCUUCCUGAACGCAAGCACGAUGCCUCGGAUUCUAAUUUCGCUAUUGUUUUCGCCGCUAUGGGAGUUAACAUGGAGACUGCUCGAUUCUUCAAGCAAGAUUUCGAAGAAAAUGGUGUGUGGAUUUUUAUUUCGUAUGGCUGGCUCUUUUAGUGUCAUUUCUGCAGGAUCGAUGGAAAAUGUAUGCUUGUUCUUGAACUUGGCGAACGAUCCAACAAUUGAGCGUAUCAUUACUCCACGUCUGGCUUUAACGGCUGCUGAGUUCUUCGCAUAUCAGUGUGAAAAGCACGUGCUUGUGGUGCUUACUGACAUGUCUUCUUACGCCGAAGCGCUUCGUGAGGUGUCUGCUGCCCGUGAAGAAGUACCUGGUCGUCGUGGUUUCCCAGGAUACAUGUACACUGAUUUGGCUACAAUUUACGAACGUGCGGGUCGUGUUGAAGGCCGCGACGGCUCUAUCACUCAAAUUCCCAUUCUAACUAUGCCAAACGAUGAUAUUACUCACCCUAUUCCCGAUCUUACUGGUUACAUUACUGAAGGCCAAAUUUAUGUCGACCGUCAGCUGCACAACAGACAGAUUUACCCACCAAUCAAUGUGCUUCCGUCACUUUCUCGUUUGAUGAAAUCUGCUAUUGGUGAAGGAAUGACUCGUGAAGACCAUUCUGAUGUUUCCAAUCAGUUAUAUGCUUGUUAUGCAAUUGGCAAAGACGUUCAAGCUAUGAAGGCUGUAGUAGGAGAGGAAGCUUUAUCUUCCGAUGAUCUUUUGUACCUUGAAUUCUUAGUGAAAUUCGAAAAGAACUUCAUUACUCAAGGAAACUAUGAGAAUCGAACUGUUUUCGAAUCGCUUGACAUCGGAUGGCAACUUCUUCGUAUUUUCCCCAGGGAAAUGUUGAAGCGAAUUCCAGAAAGCACUCUUGAGAAGUAUUAUCCUAGAGGAGGAGCGAAGACGGAUUGA
Molecule: messenger RNA, 1143 nt
Organism: Ostertagia ostertagi
Lineage: Eukaryota; Metazoa; Nematoda; Chromadorea; Rhabditida; Trichostrongylidae
Source: the annotation of a GenBank genome assembly